This is a messenger RNA of Pelobates fuscus (common spadefoot toad), 2295 nucleotides long. RefSeq names its product podocan (gene PODN). Gene Ontology annotation, molecular function: protein binding. The coding region runs from base 172 to 1986 and encodes 604 amino acids. NCBI's taxonomy places the organism in Eukaryota, Metazoa, Chordata, Amphibia, Anura, Pelobatidae. The transcript has 11 exons. The record is from RefSeq and is a predicted model, not a curated record.
CCCAAACCCCCUCACAUCUGCCAGGGAGAGCAGGACAGCCCCCACUUCCACAUCUGGGCUGGAUCCUGUUUACUGAGACCUGACAUGGCAUGAAGUGAGCCUUCAUCUAACCCUCAGCCUUCCACCGCAUCUCUGCCUGCAAGGUGAGGGGGGCACUGGGGCUGGAGUGAAAUGCGACCCUGUGUUCAUGUCUUUUUCUUUGUGUGGCUGAUGGUCUACUCCCAUGGGUCCAAUGGACAAGAGGAAGAAGAGGAAUAUGAGUAUUACAUAGAGGUCCCGCCAGAUGAGGACAAUGAUGACAUACCAUUGGAAGAAAUCAAACCAAGCUCUCCCACCAUGCUCUGUCCCAAGGACUGCACCUGUACCCAGGAAGGAGUGGUGGAUUGUGCUGGAGUAGACCUACGCGAGUUUCCAGCCGAUCUUCCCGAAUAUACUAACCACCUCUCUCUACAGAAUAACCAGAUUGAAGAGAUUCCCCCUGAAGACCUCAUAAGGCUUUACAAGGUGGAAACACUUAACUUACAGAACAACCGUCUUACAUCAAGAGGCCUUCGUGAUGACCUGUUCGAGCAGCUAGAGAGCCUAGGUUACCUUUAUUUGGCAAACAAUAAGCUGACCUUGGCUCCCAGGUUCCUUCCGAGCUCGCUAAUCAGUGCCGAUUUCGCAGCCAAUUACAUCACUAAAAUCUACGGAAUGACAUUUGGGCAUAAACCAAACUUACGAUCUGUGUAUCUACACAACAACAAGCUGACCGACGCAGGGCUACCAGACGACAUGUUUAACUCCUCCCACAACGUCGAGGUUCUUAUCAUGUCCAGCAACUUUUUGAAGUAUGUUCCUAGAAACCUGCCGCCUGCGUUGAACAAGCUGCACCUAAAGAACAACAAGCUUGUAAAGAUCCCAUUGGGGGCGUUCAGCACUCUAUCAGAUUUAAGGGAGCUCUAUCUGCAGAACAACCUUCUAACCAACGAAGGCAUGAACAAUGAGACAUUCGGAAAGCUGAACAGGUUGGAAUACCUAGACCUAUCAAGCAAUAACCUUACACAAAUCCCAGGAGGCUUACCACGGAAUAUUGUCAUACUCCAUCUAGAAAAGAAUAAUAUCCGGUCCAUCUCCAAGGAUGUCCUGACCCAGAUCAGGAACUUGGAGUAUCUUCUCCUUCACAAUAAUAAACUGAGGGCCAAAGGAAUUCAUGCAGAUGCCUUCUUGGGCUUAAAGAAGCUGCACACUGUGCAUAUGUAUAAUAACUUGUUGGAGAAGGUGCCAGCUGGCCUGCCCCGCCGGGUAAAGACACUCAUGCUUCUCCACAACCAGAUAUCCAGUAUUUCUAAGAGUGAUUUUGCCACCACCUACUUCCUAGAGGACCUCAACCUCAGCUACAAUAAGAUAAUGAGCAGUACAGUCCACAGAGAUGCCUUCAAAAAACUACGACAUCUCAAGACUCUGGAAAUGUCGGGAAACAGCCUAAAGUCAGUGCCCUAUGGACUCCCGAAAAACUUGGAGAUUCUGAAGCUGAAAGAGAAUGAUAUCAGCUCAAUCCCCCAAGACACACUGUCCGGGUUGUCGAAGUUAAAGGAGCUUUAUCUGAGCAACAAUAAAUUGAAGAUCAAUUCUGUUUAUACAGGAGCUUGGGCAGAACUCAGCAGUCUCCAGAUGCUCGACCUAGCAGGGAACCAGCUCUCAUAUGUUCCCCCUGAUUUGCCUGAAAGUCUAGAGUAUCUGUACCUUCAGAACAACAGGAUUGUAAUGGUGACUGAUAAUGCCUUCGAGUCCACCCCAAAUAUAAAGAGGAUCUUUCUCAGGUUCAACCUUCUUACGCCUGAAACUGUGAAGGAGAGGGCCUUUCAUGGACUAGAAAAACUGCAGGUGCUGGACAUUGAGAGCAGCCUGGCCCUGCCCAAAGUCUUCAAUAAGAAGGAAGUGGGGAGAGAGAAAGAAAAGGAAGAAGAGGAGGAGGAGGAACAAGAGGAAGAGGAGGAAGACUAGGAGUGGAUGAGAUAAAGCGGAAAUAUCUAUGUUGUUGAUAAUGCAGAGGGACAGAUCAUAAGACAAUGAGAAGACAUUCUACCACCCUCCACAUUCCAGAGGACCUGCCCCACGUUGACUUGCUCCUUACUUUAUUUUGCUUUGCUGUGCACUGCAGUUGCCUCUGGAGGUGAUCAUUUUAAGAAACCCUAGAAGAGAUCCAGAGAAGAGCUCUUUUUCUGGACAGCUAUCGAUGGACCUUGCAAAAGCUGGCUUUUGUUGUAUUUUUAUAAUCUAUUUCAGAUUUAAGAAUAAAUGAGAAGAUGCUCA